Messenger RNA from Eremothecium gossypii ATCC 10895, 1290 nucleotides. Its product is annotated as AEL060Cp. Bases 1 to 1290 code for a protein of 429 amino acids. Gene Ontology annotation, molecular function: L-ornithine transmembrane transporter activity. Gene Ontology annotation, biological process: mitochondrial L-ornithine transmembrane transport. NCBI's taxonomy places the organism in Eukaryota, Fungi, Ascomycota, Saccharomycetes, Saccharomycetales, Saccharomycetaceae. The transcript has a single exon. The record is from RefSeq and is marked provisional.
AUGGACAAGGAGCAUGUUAUUGACGCAGACAAGGCUGGCUACUCUCCCUCUUCCUCAUUAAUCGGUAUGGUGACCGCCGGUGGGAGAUCAAUGGUUUAUCAGUUCACGUCUUUCUAUCUCCGUGCGCCGAUGAAGCUGUUCCGGCCUGCACGAUAUGACUACACGCACUACCUGCGGAUUCUGCUAACAGGAGAGGACAAGGUCAGUCAACCGCAACGCCCGAAGCCAUCCGGACAGUGGUUUCGCAAUCCUGCGUACACAUACUACUUGGAAAACUCGUCGGUUGGCGUCUUGACGCGGGCUUUGAAUAAGUAUGGCUGGAAGGUGCUACCGGAUAGAGUGCUGCCGCCGCUUGUGCUCAAUUCUGCGGCCGGCGUGGUGCUGUAUACGACAUACUUAUCGAGUCUUUCGUUUCUGCGAGGCCCUCUGGGGGCCGGGGGAGAGCAUGGACAGUCACCUCCGCGGAUAUCCGAUGUGGUAUGUGCGGGAUUCAUGGCCGGAGUAGCCCAGGCUGUUGCAUCUGCACCAAUUGAUGCAAUAUACACGCGCUCCACUGCAAAUGACCUUCUUUCUUCCGCCAAGAAAUAUAACAGCCUAUGGCUGUAUGGGAUUGACAAACUGAAAGAGAUCGGGCUGGUGGGAUGCUUUGGGGGAUUCGGAUUAUCCUUGGUGAAGGAAAGCGUGGGCUUUGCCGUGUACUUCACUACUUUCGAGCUCCUCAAGGGCCAGGUUUGCAACAAGACGAUAGAAUAUUUGGAAGCGCACAAGAAGCUGAAGGCCACUGGCGCCCAGUCCGCCAAUGAGGGUUCUGAGCAGUACUUACCAGCUAAGACUACUUCCGAGGGUUACAUGAGCCAACGCGAAAAACAGUGGUUGCAAAGGAGUUUUGUGUUUGGAGCUGGCGUAACAGCGGCAUUCGCACUUCAGCUGGUACAGUACCCUAUGCUCAAACUUCAAAAAACCCACCUAUCACGUCUGGAAGCCUUUGAUAUUUAUCAAAAAGCAAUUGCUAAUCUGAAGGACCAAUCUACAAUUGAACCUAAGAUAAGCAAGAUCCGAUUGCGGGGAGGUAACACAAGACUACUUCAUCUCUAUUUCAACUCUUAUAUUGAUACGCUCGAGCAUGUUGCCUCCAUCAGUAAGAGUACAGGAACGGCCCGCUGGCUGUAUAAGGGUUUCCUGAGAAAUACUCUGGCGAUUAUCCCAGGCACUGCUACUGGGUUAUUGUUGCUAGAAUAUAUGAGGACGUCACUUGAUGGUAGUGCACAAUAUUCAUCACCAUUGGAAUAA